Messenger RNA from Epinephelus moara (kelp grouper), 2052 nucleotides. RefSeq names its product vacuolar protein sorting 45 homolog (gene vps45). Bases 176 to 1882 code for a protein of 568 amino acids. The record is from RefSeq and is a predicted model, not a curated record. Gene Ontology annotation, biological process: vesicle-mediated transport; intracellular protein transport. The transcript has 15 exons. Gene Ontology annotation, cellular component: Golgi membrane. NCBI's taxonomy places the organism in Eukaryota, Metazoa, Chordata, Actinopteri, Perciformes, Serranidae.
GACGUCACCAACCCGGAAAGAAGCUCGCAGCAGAGUUGUUGUCGCAGCAGCUCUGCUGAUUUUUCUCUGAAAAUUUCCUAGCAGACUGAAACAGAUCCUCCACCGCUGCUGCUGUUGUUUAUUUGUCGUUGUCGUUGUCGUUGUUUUGUUGUUGUUUACACUCUGCGUCGCCAUCAUGAACGUGACGCUCGCGGUGAAGCAGUACAUUUCGAAGAUGAUCGAAAACAGCGGGCCCGGGAUGAAGGUGCUGCUGAUGGACAGAGAGACGACCAGUAUAGUGAGCGUGGUCUACACUCAGUCAGAGAUCCUGCAGAAGGAGGUUUACCUGUUUGAACGGAUCGACUCUCAGAACAGAGACAGCAUGAAACACCUGAAGGCCAUCUGCUUCCUGAGACCCACAAAGGAGAAUGUGGAACAUCUGAUCCAGGAGCUACGGAGACCAAAGUACAGCGUCUACUUCAUCUACUUCAGUAAUGUCAUCAGUAAGAGUGAGAUCAAAGCUCUUGCUGAGGCUGAUGAACAGGAAGUGGUGGCUGAAGUCCAGGAGUUUUAUGGAGACUUCAUCGCAGUGAAUCCUCACCUGUUCUCCCUCAACCUGCAGGGAGUCGCCAGGGGUCGGAGCUGGGAGCCCUCCAUGUUGUCUCGGUGUACUCAGGGUCUGACCUCCGUCCUUCUUUCCCUGAAGAAAUGUCCAAUGAUCCGCUACCAGCUGUCCUCCGACAUGUCCAAACGCCUCGCAGAGAGUGUCAAGCAAAUCAUCACGAAGGAGUACGAGCUGUUUGACUUCAGGAAAACUGAAGUUCCUCCUCUGCUGCUGAUCCUCGACCGCAGCGAUGACGCCAUAACGCCGCUGCUCAACCAGUGGACGUACCAGGCAAUGGUCCACGAGCUGCUGGGUCUGAACAACAACAGGAUCGACCUCUCCAGAGUGCCAGGGAUCAGCAAAGACCUGAAGGAGGUGGUUCUGUCUGCAGAAAACGACGAGUUCUACGCCAACAACUUGUACCUGAACUUUGCAGAAAUCGGCACCAACAUUAAAAACCUGAUGGAAGAUUUCCAGAAGAAAAAACCGAAAGAACAACAGAAGCUGGAGUCCAUCAGUGACAUGAAGGCUUUUGUUGAUAACUACCCUCAGUUUAAGAAGAUGUCAGGCACUGUGUCCAAACAUGUGACAGUGGUGGGUGAGCUGUCUCGGCUGGUGUCUGAGCGUCAGCUGAUGGAGGUGUCAGAGGUGGAGCAGGAGCUGUCCUGUCAGAACGACCACUCCAGCGCUCAGCAGAACGUCCGCCGGCUGCUGCAGAAUCCUCGUCUCUCUGAGCUGGAUGCUGUCCGUCUUGUCAUGCUCUAUGCUCUGAGAUAUGAACGCCACAGCAGCAGCAUCCUGCCGGCUUUGAUGGAUGAGCUGAACAGGAGGGGAGUGUCCGAGCGGCAUCGCAGGAUGGUGAAGUCGGUGGUGGAGUACGGAGGAAAAAGAGUCAGAGGGAGUGACCUCAUCACACCGACAGACGCUGUUGCCAUCACCAAACAGUUUUUCAAAGGCCUCAAGGGUGUAGAGAAUGUGUACACUCAGCAUCAGCCUCUGCUUCAUGACACUCUGGAUCAGCUGAUCAAAGGUCGACUAAAGGACAGUCAGUUCCCAUACCUGGGGCCCAGCAGUCUCAGAGACAGGCCUCAAGACAUUGUGGUGUUUCUUAUUGGUGGAGCCACAUAUGAAGAAGCUCUAACUGUUUACAACCUGAACCGCAGCACACCUGGAGUCCGCAUCGUCCUGGGAGGAAGCACCAUACACAACACCAAAAGUUUCCUGGAGGAAGUGAUGAUGGCGACAGGUCACAGUGGUGACAGAGCACAGGGAAGUGGUCGCCAUGGCAGCAGACGCUAAAAACAACAACAUUCCCUCCUCUCAGUCUGCAGUCAUUUUGUGUUCAUGUGUGUUUAAAGGAACAGUUCAACAUUAUAUUCUGUGUCCAUGUCCCCCUCUGAAGUGUCUGUGUGGUUUCAUGUCAAACCAACUGAAUGUUUUAAGUUAAAAUAAAACAUCAAGAAAUAUGA